CUCUCUUGGUACAAAUACUUCACAUUCUUAAUGUAAAUCAUGAUUUUUUUUUUUUUUUCAAAUUCCAGUCAAAAGAAAGCUAUUGUAAUUUUGGCAUUACUGGAAUUUGCUUAAUUGAAAUGUGCUAAAUUGCUUAAGGCUUAAUUUCCUUUAUCCAAAAUAUAAUCAUAAUUAUUUUCUUUUAAUUUUAGGAUAAAUAUUCCCCAGUGAUUUUGAACGAGUUGGAGUUAUUUCUGAAUACCUGUCUUGUGCCUCACUUUUUCAUCGUCUUUGACAUUUUGGCAUCACCAUUUUCUUUAAAUGGUUUUUGUUGGUGGUGAUCCUGUCAUAUUUUUAUAGUUUCAUUAGUUUGUUUUUUAUGUUUUUUGAGGCAUCCCUUACAUAUUUUUCUUUCUCCAUAGUGCUUUACAAACUCAUCCCUCUUUUGUUAGUCAUGGCUCUUAUUUAACUUUAGUGGUUCUUCAAUUUCCUUUGGACAAGCUUUGUCUCUUGUCUCACACUUUGUUUUCGAAAUGCCAAUUUUAAUCCAGUACCCCUUUGCCAAACAUUCCAUGCUGGUCUUCUGUUCCACCACUAGUCCGAACAGAGGUGAAAAUGGAGCUGUACACAUUGUUCCCUGGGGAGCGUUUGGUGCUGCAGUGCUUGGCUCAAGACGAGACCCCGGUUGUAGGCCUAGGGGUCAUCUGGAAUAGAGACCACGCUGCAUUGCUGAAUGGAGACCGCAUGCGGGUGAACGGGGGCCAGCUGGAGAUCGGGUCAGUGGAGCCAGCAGACUCUGGGCUUUACUCCUGCACUGUCCAGAGCUUUCUGGGCAACCACUCUGCCUAUUUCAUCAUUAAUGUGACAGGUCAUGCAGUAGCGUCUUCUGAGGAUGAGGAUGACGAUGAGUCAUCGUCAGAAGAGAACAAGCCGUCAAGUAGCCAAGAGCUCUUACCGAUGGCACCUCACUGGGCUCAACCUGAAAAGAUGGAAAAAAAGCUUCAUGCCGUACCGGCCAGCAAAACGGUGAAAUUCCGAUGUCAGGCCGAGGGAAACCCAACUCCGAAACUACGCUGGUUAAAGAAUGGAAAAGAGUUCAAAAGAGACCAGCGCAUCGGGGGCUACAAGCUGCGGGAACACAUGUGGACCAUAAUCAUGGAGUCUGUGGUGCCCUCAGACAAGGGCAACUACACCUGCCUGGUGGAGAAUGAAUACGGAAGCAUCAAUCACACCUAUCAGCUGGAUGUCGUGGAGCGAUCACCUCACAGGCCCAUCCUGUAUGCUGGUCUCCCUGCAAACCGAACGGCUGUGGUUGGCAGCGACGUAGAGUUUGAAUGCAAGGUUUUCAGCGAUCCCCAGCCUCACAUCCAGUGGCUCAAACACAUAUUGGUGAACGGAAGCCAACUGGGACCUGAUGGACACCCUUACGUACGCGUCCUAAAGCACUCGGGGGUCAAUAGCUCGGACACCCAGGUGCUGACACUCUACAAUAUCACAGAAGAAGAGGGCGGCGAGUAUAUAUGCAAAGUGUCCAAUUAUAUAGGAGAAGCCAAUCAGUCAGCCUGGUUAACUGUCCUUAGACAAGCACCCACCGCUCCCUCUGCAGUCCCCAGUCAGUCCUACCUGGAGGUGUUGAUCUACUGCGUGGGAUUCUUCCUCAUCUUCCUCAUGGUAGGAAUCGCCACUAUCGUCAAAGUCCGCAGCUCCUCCAAGAAGAGCGACUUCAACAGCCAGCUGGCCGUCCAUAAGCUGGCCAAAAGCAUUCCUCUCCGCAGACAGGUGUCUGUGGAAUCUAGUUCAUCUCUGAACUCUGGUGUGAUGUUGGUCCGACCUUCACGACUCUCCUCAAGCGGGACCCCCAUGUUGUCAGGGGUCUCUGAGUACGAGCUGCCCCAGGACCCGUGCUGGGAGGUGCAUCGAGAGAGGCUAGUACUUGGGAAACCUCUGGGAGAGGGCUGCUUUGGCCAGGUGGUGAUGGGCGAAGCCAUUGGACUGGACAAAGACAAGCCCAACCGCAUAACUAAAGUCGCUGUGAAGAUGCUGAAAUCUGACGCCACUGAGAAGGACCUGUCUGACCUCAUCUCAGAGAUGGAGAUGAUGAAGAUGAUUGGAAAACACAAGAACAUCAUCAACCUGCUCGGAGCUUGUACCCAGGAUGGCCCUCUUUAUGUCAUUGUGGAAUAUGCCUCUAAAGGAAACCUGCGGGAAUACCUGCGUGCCCGCCGGCCGCAUGGCAUGGAGUACUGUUACAAUCCUGACCAGGUGCCUGUUGAAAGCAUGUCCAUUAAAGACUUGGUCUCCUGUGCCUACCAGGUGGCUCGUGGCAUGGAGUACCUGGCAUCCAAAAAGUGUAUCCAUAGAGACUUGGCAGCACGCAAUGUACUUGUAACAGAGGAUAACGUAAUGAAGAUAGCAGACUUCGGUCUGGCCCGGGACGUUCAUCACAUAGAUUACUACAAGAAGACUACAAAUGGCCGGCUGCCUGUCAAGUGGAUGGCACCUGAGGCUUUGUUUGACAGGAUUUACACACAUCAAAGUGACGUGUGGUCUUUUGGGGUCCUUCUGUGGGAGAUCUUCACUCUGGGGGGCUCGCCGUAUCCCGGAGUCCCUGUGGAAGAGCUCUUCAAGCUUCUGCGAGAAGGUCAUCGCAUGGACAGACCCUCAGCCUGCACUCAGGAGCUAUACCUGAUGAUGAAAGACUGCUGGCAUGCGGUUCCCACACAGAGGCCAACUUUUAAACAGCUGGUAGAAGACCUUGAUCGCACCCUGUCCAUGAUAUCCAAUCAGGAGUAUCUGGACCUCUCUGUGCCCCUGGAGCCCAUGUACUCUCAGGUCAUCCUGAAUGAAAGAAGUUCCACCUGCUCCUCCGAGCCGGACUCAGUCUUCUUAAGAGAUUCUGGACCUGAAGAACCCUGCAUCCCCCCAACAGUUCCCCCACAACAAACUGUUCGGUCCUUCAAAAAACGCUGAAAGUAGAGGAUCUCUAUUUUUCUGCUUCCUUUGACUCAUAAACUCUGCAGGCUCAGAGACUGAGGAGUUCAGCCUGGGCCGUUCUAGCACAGAAACGCAAGCAGGGGGAAACGUUUCAAACCAGCAGACUCGCAAAGUCAAGACUGAUCAAAACAGAGAGGCUUGUGUGGGAAACGACCAAACUUUUUGCCCACCAAUUGUCCUUCAGAGGGAUCGAUCCUCACAAAUAAGAUGUUCAAAAAGCAUCACAUAAGGAAAGAAUGCUUGUAAUCGCCAACAAAGUCAAUGGGUUGGACAAGUGUGCUGGCUUUAUAAAUGCGGUUAAAUUGUACAAAUAUGAAAUUAUAUAAACACUAUUGUUUUAUAUUACUAUUAUAAUUAUUAUUAUUUUUGUAUGAGCUUGUUUAUGCCUUUUUUUUGUUCAAGAAACAUGACCGCAACACCGUUGGGGUUCUGGAUAGCCCCGCCCACAAUGAAAUCUCAUUGGUCCAAAAUCAUGCUACUCAUAAAAUUGUAAAAGUGUGUAAUUUAAGAAUGUUCAGAUACUUUUUUUGUAAGUUGGUUUCCUUGGAAAGUCUAGCUUGACAUAGGAACAUUGGCUACAUCAACCAAUAGCUUGAAUUGGGGGCGGGACUAUCUGGUUGUUCAACCAAUGGCAGAUGAAGUGAAUGUUUAGGAAACCUGUUUGAAAAUAGUUAUUUUAUAGUAAUUUUUGCCGUUUGGCAAUGCUAGUCGUGCAGAAAUUACACACUUCACCUUUUAAACGUCAAAUAUGUUCUGACUGACCGUGAUUGUGUUAUGUCACAGCAUUUUCUCUUUCAAUGUGGAAAAAUUAACUUAUGGUUACAAAUUUAAUGUAGCGCCUGGUUAGAUGAUGGUGUCACACAGAUUUAUGUUUAAAUAAGCUACAAAUGAAAUCUGUUACUCAUCGCUUGCUGUUGUGGUCUUAAAGUGCGAUUACCAUUUGUUUGGUGUCCUGCAACACUAAAUUCCAGUAGUGUGAAUGAAUGUUUAGUAACUAUUAAUAUGAAACAGCUGGAAUAUGUAUGUCUGUUUAGCGUCAGCAUGGUGAUUGACAAUCUGUUUGCACCAGUUUCAAAGCAUAGCAUGUCUACAUUAUUUUAAGCUAGACUCUCAAAUGACAGGGUUUAUAUGACAGGACUGGCAACUUGUUGUGAGGAAUGGUGUAAAUUAGUUCUCAGAAAAAGUUUUGAUGCUUGUGUGAUUAUGUAUGUCCUGAUGUGAAUUUUAAGGCAGUGGCCAUGCACUUAUAUUCAGGCUGUCAAUAAGCUGACUGAUAUUGCCUUUCCUGUGGGAAUAUAAAUAAAAAAAAAAUGUUAUAUAUAAAAUUAAAA
This is a messenger RNA of Megalobrama amblycephala (Wuchang bream), 4304 nucleotides long. It is a transcript of the gene fgfr1b, whose product is annotated as fibroblast growth factor receptor 1b. The coding region runs from base 595 to 2949 and encodes 784 amino acids. The transcript is spliced from 16 exons. The record is from RefSeq and is a predicted model, not a curated record. Gene Ontology annotation, cellular component: membrane; signaling receptor complex. Lineage: Eukaryota; Metazoa; Chordata; Actinopteri; Cypriniformes; Xenocyprididae. Gene Ontology annotation, biological process: multicellular organism development; positive regulation of cell differentiation; positive regulation of cell population proliferation. Gene Ontology annotation, molecular function: fibroblast growth factor receptor activity; ATP binding; fibroblast growth factor binding.